Molecule: messenger RNA, 1908 nt
Organism: Plasmodium vivax (malaria parasite P. vivax)
Lineage: Eukaryota; Apicomplexa; Aconoidasida; Haemosporida; Plasmodiidae
Exons: 13
Coding region: 1-1908 (635 amino acids)
Biological process (GO): phosphate ion transport; cellular response to phosphate starvation
Cellular component (GO): Golgi apparatus; cytoplasm; plasma membrane
Molecular function (GO): inositol hexakisphosphate binding
Source: RefSeq, a predicted model, not a curated record
AUGAAGUUCGCAGAGAAGCUGAAACACCUGAAGGUGAAGUCGUGGGAAGACAAGUACAUCGAUUAUAAGUUUUUAAAAAAAAUUAUUAAAAGGAAACGAAAUGCAGAGAUCUGUAGCUUAUACGAACGGAUAGAAAAAAACAACAAGGACGUGUUGGAGGUCUGCAACUUGUUAACGUCCGAAGAUGGGGGUGAAAACGGAAGAGAAAAAAAAGGGAGAAGAGAUGAGGACGUGGAGCUCUUAGACAUCGAUUACACGUACCUAUUCUUUUCCGUGCUGCAAAAUUAUAUUAACAUGGUCAGGGAGCACUACGAACAGGAAUUUAACUACCUGGAUGAUAAGGUGAACGAGAUUAGGUCGUUCCUCAUGAGCGAUAAGAUUAACUUGAAGGACAUGGACGUCAUGAAGACCAAGUGCCUGCACAUCUAUAACCUGUUUGACAUCCUCAAUAACUACCUGAACAUUAACGUUCUCUCCGUGUAUAAAAUUUUGAAGAAGAAAAACAAAAAGGAGAAGCUCUCCACGUCGCUCGACUUGUACCAGAAGUACUGCAACACGUUGCACCAGAUAAGCCGCGAGGAGCAGUUCAACGAGAAAAUAAAGUCGACCUACCUGUCCAUCCAGAAGAAGCGGGGAGACAACUGCGAGAAGCUGGAUUUCCUGAACUUCAAAAUUUACCUGAAGAACAAAAUCGAGAGCAUCGGGCAGUACAGGGGCAUCCUCUACACCCUCUGCGGCAUCCUGAUCAUCCUCGUCAUCAACACCAUCAUCUUGCUGUACCUCAAUAAGAAUAACAUAAAUGUGAAUACCAUUUUGUCUGUCCUUCCGAUCUACCGGCUGCUGUACAUUUUGAACUUCUUCUUCCUCUUCAUUUUCGGCUCCUUCCUGUUUAUGCAGCUCUACGGCGUCAACUUUACGUACAUCCUCGACCUGAACAAGAUCAUCGUGGACGAAUACUACUACCUCAUCAACGUGGUGAUCUUCCUGCUCUUCCUCACGACGCUCUCGCUGCUGGUGUUCCUCCUGGACGUCCUCUUCAAGCUGAACAUCUUCUCGAACAUUAUUUUCCACGUCGUCAUCCUCUUCAUCCUCCUCUUCUGCACGACCAUCUUCCCGGUCAAUUUUUACAAGUACAAGGAGACCAACUUUGUUUUCUCCUCCCUUCUGCGGGUUCUCUCCAGCGGGAUUUUCCUCGUCAACAGCGUCAACCUGCUGGACAACAUCAUCGGGGACAUCCUGACGAGCCUGUCGAAGACCUUCUCGGACGUUCAGUACUUCGUCUGCUUCCUUCUAAACGGGAUGAACACAAGUGCGCCUGCCAAGUGUCCAAUCCUGGAAGGCUACGUCAACCCCGUCUUCGUGGGGCUCCCCUUUUACUUCCGCUUCUGCCAAUGCCUAAUCAGAUACAACAACGAGAGAGAAAAGAUCCACAUCUUCAACAUGCUCAAGUAUCUGUCCGGAAUAGCCAUCGUGAUCUGCACGUCCUUCAACUGGGCCUACCUGGGCUUGGACGCGAACACGAGCAGAAUCAUCCUCAUCUGCGCCUACGUCGUGGGGUCCACGUACAUGUAUUUUUGGGACCUGUACUGUGAUUGGGGGCUCCUGAAGGAGUAUAAUUAUUUGUUAAGGAAAAACAACAACCUGAUGUACCCCCCGCAUUACUACUACUUCGCCGGAUUGCUAAAUUUGGUCUUCAGGCUGACGUGGGCCAUCACCCUCAUGCCGAUCACCAUCUUCCAGAAUAAGGAAAUAAACGCCUUCCUAAUUACCUUCGUUUUGAUGUUCAUCGAAGUCCUCAGGCGAUCCAUAUGGAUUUGCUUCCGCCUGGAGAACGAGCAUGUGACCAACGCGUCCAGAUACAGAUCCAUUCUAUGGGUGCCAAAAAUGACGAAGAAGAAGAAGUUCUGA